Messenger RNA from Onthophagus taurus, 1325 nucleotides. RefSeq names its product replication factor C subunit 4. Gene Ontology annotation, cellular component: DNA replication factor C complex; nucleus. Gene Ontology annotation, biological process: DNA-templated DNA replication; DNA repair. The record is from RefSeq and is a predicted model, not a curated record. Gene Ontology annotation, molecular function: ATP hydrolysis activity; DNA clamp loader activity; ATP binding. Lineage: Eukaryota; Metazoa; Arthropoda; Insecta; Coleoptera; Scarabaeidae.
UUAGGUUGGUACGAUAGUAGAGUAAUAUAUUAAUACUCCAGUUAGUCAAACAUUUUUUCGAUGUGAUUUCCUUUUAAAGCCACGUUUUUAAUUGAACUGUUCAACUUUAAAAUAUCCAUUCUGCGCGCGCAUCAUUUUUUAAAUUUGGCAAUACGUCUGGCGGGAUAAUUUUUAAACAUUCCAACCUAAAAAAUCAUAAAUUCAUAAUUAUUUAUUAAAAUGCAAUCGUUUUUAAAGUCGGGGAAAAUAAAUGUUGAAGAUAAAUCGAAUUCAGGUUCAUCUAAACAAGUUAAAAAGUCUAAAUCUAUACCUUGGGUUGAAAAAUAUCGCCCCAAAACUGUAUCUGAUGUCGUCGAACAAAACGAAGCUGUUACCGUACUCCAACAAUGUAUAGAAGGUGCGGAUUUACCGAAUUUAUUGUUUUAUGGACCCCCGGGUACAGGAAAAACCAGUACAAUUCUCGCAGCGGCGAGACAAUUAUUUGGAGAUAUUUAUAAAGACCGCAUUUUGGAAUUGAACGCUUCCGAUGAACGGGGUAUUCAAGUUAUUCGAGAUAAAGUUAAAGUUUUUGCUCAACUCACUGCAAGUGCUACUCGACCAGAUGGAAAACCUUGCCCUCCAUUUAAAAUCGUGAUCUUAGAUGAAGCCGAUUCAAUGACUCAUGCAGCUCAAGCUGCUUUACGUCGAACAAUGGAAAAAGAAACGAAAUCAACAAGAUUUUGUUUACUUUGUAAUUACGUUUCUAGAAUUAUUGAGCCUUUAACAUCAAGGUGUACUAAAUUUCGAUUUAAACCAUUAAAUGAAUCAAUGAUUUAUGAAAGAUUGAGUCUUAUUUGUGAGAAAGAAGGUGUUAAAGCCAAUGAUGAUGUUUUAAAUAAACUGGUUGAAACUAGUGGUGGUGAUAUGAGAAGAGCAAUUACUUGCCUUCAAAGUUGUUCUAGAUUAAAAGGCGUGGACUUUGGUAUAAAAGAUGUUUUAGAAGUUACUGGAGUUGUUCCAAAAGAAUGGCUUGAUGAUUAUUUGAACGUUUGUAAAACUAAUAAUUAUAAUAAAUUGGAGGAAUUUAUUGAGAAAUUUAUGUUGGAGGCUUAUUCUGGGUUGCAGAUAUUGGAGCAAAUGAAUGAUUUAUUGAUUGAGUCUAAUGAAUUUAAUAAUAAACAAAAAGCUAUUAUUGGUGAAAAACUUGCGUUAUCGAGUUAUCGUUUACAAGAUGGUUCUUCAGAAUAUAUCCAACUCUUAGAUUUAGGUUGUACUUUAAUGACAGCUUAUCACAUUUCUUGAUCUGUUACUACAUGCUUUAAAAGUAAAUAAAAAAUACUAUUGAA